Messenger RNA from Coregonus sp. 'balchen', 4699 nucleotides. The record is from the annotation of a GenBank genome assembly. NCBI's taxonomy places the organism in Eukaryota, Metazoa, Chordata, Actinopteri, Salmoniformes, Salmonidae.
AAAACCCUGUGUGCCCCCGGAGACUGCAGUCCAGUGGGUUCUGAAGACAAGUGCAACAUUAAAGAAGGUCCAAACUUACAAGGCUACGGUAAGACUUAUUUUCUUUGUCGUUAUAGUUUAAAAGUUUAAAAGCAGAAGAGUAGUGAGACAUUAUGAGAUAUAACAAUUAGCUUUUUAAGAAUGUAAUAAUUUGUUUAUUAAUAUCUCCUUAUUAAAUUGCUUUCAUCAUUGCUUAGUUUUCAGUGAAAUAAUGCUUCUAUUCUUUCUAGAGAUGAAGAUCUGGCAACUGCCUUCCAUGCUCCUUGUUUUUAUAUCAAGUGUCUCUCCUCACCCUCAUCACUUAUUUGAGUAUGAUGAGCUAAGCCAGUAUGUUGACAGCCAUCAGGAAGAAUAUGUACAGGCAAGUUUCUUAACAGGAUCACGAUGUUGUCUGUUUUAUUAUCUGAUAAUACAAUAUUCAUUUUAAAUAAAUGCUGUGUGUGUGUGUGUGUCUGUGCGUGUGUGUGUUAGACUCUGAGGGACUGGGUUGCUGUAGAGAGCGACUCCAGUGAUGUCUUGAGGAGGCCGGACUGCCAUCGCAUGAUGGAUAUGACGGCUGAGAAACUACAAUCCAUGGGAGGGAAGGUGGAACUAGUGGACAUCGGCGUACAAGAGGUCAGUUUUCUGGAAUGUGGUCAACUUAAUGAGUAUGUUAUAGGAUCUUUUAGUUUGCUUUUAACUUAGUCUUUAGAGUCCUUUAGUAUCAGAUCAGACUGGUUUGCAGAAAUCAAUACUAAAAGUUGGGUGUUGACAGAAAUGCUCCCUGCCUUGCAAACUGUAUUCAGGUUAUUUUCUGCAUCUACCAUGUCUUUUAUCAUCAUGCUUAGCUGCCUGGUGGCAAGACAUUGGCCUUACCCAAGGUUGUGACAGCCCAGUUUGGCAGUGACCCCAGUAAGCAGACAGUCUGUGUGUACGGACAUGUGGAUGUCCAGCCUGCUAAACUAGAGGACGGCUGGGCCACUGAACCCUACAACCUGACAGACAUCAACGGUAGGUUAUGGCUUCCAACAGUAGUCUAUGGGUUCCAACGGUAGGCCAUGGGUUCCAACGGUAGGCCAUGGGUUCCAACGGUAGGCUAUGGGUUCCAACGGUAGACUAUGGGUUCCAAUGGUAGACUAUGGGUUCCAACAGUAGGCUAUGGGUUCCAAUGGUAGUCUAUGGAUUCCAGGCGUUCACAAUCACAGCAAUCAAAUGUAUUAUAAGGAUUUUUUACAGUACUUUACAGUGAUCCAUUCUAUACCCAACACACAUAAACAUCUAUCUAUAACUAACAGCCAUUAGAUAUUAUAGCUAAUGUGAAGGAAAGAAGCAAGUACUUGGGUGUGGGAUGAUUUUUACCAUGCGUAUUUUGAACCAAUGAAAUGUAACUGGUGUAAUUGAUACAUGCAUAUUAAAUGUCAAUGUGAGGUGAAGAAUGGACAUGUAUCUGAAAAUAAUGACUUUGAGUCUACCCCUAAGGAAACCUCUACGGCAGAGGGGCGUCUGACAACAAGGCCCCUGUCUUAGCCUGGAUCCAUACAGUGGAGGUCUACCAGGCCCUCAGCAUUGUGAGUUUCCAGUAAGAAAAGAUAUCAGAGUGAACUCAUAGGAGAUGUAGAGACAUAAGACAUGUGGUGAAACAAGUUGAGUUGCAGUCUAACUGACCAUUAUUAGCGAGCCACCCUUUGUUAUAACAAUUCUUAUUUUUUCCCCUCCUCCUGUCCACCCCCUGCCCUCUCCCCAUGCAGGACCUGCCAGUCAAUGUGAAGUUCAUCAUCGAGGGGAUGGAGGAGACCGGGUCCAAUGGCCUGGACGCCAUGAUCGUGGCGCAGAGAGACACGUUCUUCUCCGAUGUCGAUUACAUCAUCAUCUCGGACUGUGGUUGGCUGAGCCGACGCCCCGCCCUCACCUACGGGACCAGGGGGAACUGCUACUUCUUUGCUGAGGUAGGAUGGGCUGGGGGCAUUGCCAAUUCUGUGGGAAUUUCCAAGGAAACUCCUUUACUUUUUCAAGAUCAUUAAUGAAUAGCCAUGGUGACUUUGUAUGUUUGGUAGGUAGAGGGCCCCAAACAGGACCUACACUCAGGGGUGUAUGGAGGCACUGUUAUAGAGCCUAUGACAGAUCUGAUCGGCAUAUUGGGUGAGUUUUUAACCUCUAUGAAUGACAGAAUGUAAUACUAUCUUAACACCAAAUGUAUAGCUAUCUCAGGCUCAUGUUUGCAUGAAAAGCUGCCGUCCGUGUGUCUGUGUGAGCUCUCUGUUGGCACAAAUAAUAAAGAAUUUGAUAUUCCUACAAAUGUGUGUCCAUAAGGACUGCUUGUGUGUUGACCUAUGUUGUUUUCCUAUCCUCCAUCUCUUCCCCACAGACACACUGAUCAGCCCCAGUGGAAAGAUCCUCAUCCCAGGCAUCAGAGAGGCCGUCGCCCCACUCUCAGACGAAGAGUGGAAGAUGUACCAGGACAUUGACUUUGACAUUGAGAGCUAUAAGUCCAAGAUCGGCGUCAGCCAACUCAUGUACAGCAACAAGGUAAUGCACAGGGGAGUGGAUUUUUUUGGAAUGUUUUUUUUUCAGUUUUCUCACUCCUCCUAUCUCUGUUUCUCUGUUUGUAUAUAGCCUGUAUGUAUAUAGUAACACAAUAUAUUUUAUUGUGAUACUAUUUAAUUUUUAUCGAUUUGUACAUUUUAGUACUUUUUAACUGCAUUGUUAGGAAAGGGCUCGUAAGUAAACAUUUCUCGGUAAAGUCUGCACUAUUCGGCGCAUGUGACAAAUAAGAUUUGAUUUGAUUUCUCAGGUAGAUCUGCUGGCCCAUCGUUGGCGCUACCCUACUGUUACUAUCCAUGGCAUCGAGGGGGCCUUCUCUGGCCCUGGCACCAAGACGGUCAUCCCUGCUAAGGUCAUUGCCAAGUUCUCCAUCCGACAGGUCCCCAACAUGGACCCAGCAGUGGUCAAGAAACAGGUGGGUGGUACACGCCUCUCACCAACUGCAUUGUACAGUUGCAUGACAACACAAUUACAUGCAGUUACACACAGUUACACAAACAUUUCUGGAAUUGUUCUAACCUUCAGACUCUCUUUAUACAAUACAUCCAAGAAAAGGGAACAUUGAUCCAGGUUGUUACACUAUUAUAAUGUCCCUCAUUCUGCUCAUUCAGUUAAUUUACUAUUCAGUUAUUCACUAUUUCAGUUUGGUUUCAGUUAAUGAAAUAGACGUGAAGACUGCAUGUAUGCCUGUUACGUAUUUGUUCUAUUGCAGGUCACAGACUACCUGAACUCUGUGUUUGCCAAGAGAAAGAGCCCCAACAAGCUGAAGGUGACCAUGAUCAUCGGGGCUAAGCCCUGGUUAGCAGACACCAAGCACCCCCUGUACGAGGCAGGGAAAGCAGCCGUGAAGAGAGGUACACUUAGUCAACUCUGUUCUGGACAAACCUUCAUGUUCAGAGGACCUUUCUUAUGCUGUCUGUGUGUGUGUUUGUAUGAACAGUGGUCAUAGGGGUAAUGAUUACCGUAUAGUAGCUGACUGGACAUGUAUUGCACAACAGCAGCUUCACAGUGAUAGGCCUAUCUGUAGUCGUUAGAGUUGUUAAGUUACCAGACAUAGAUAGAUAUCCUUAUCACUAAAAGAAGCCAGUGUGCUGUGGUUGUACUGUAGACCUAUCAGUGGUUAAGGCAUGACAGUGCAGCGAUAUUGUAAUGUUUGUGUAGCAGAAGGGAUUUGGAAUCACAAUAUCGCGAAGAGGUAGCCCUGUCUGAGACUUGUAUGCCCAAAUAACACCCUUGGACCUUGCAGAUGUACUCUUGGUCUAAAGGUUAAGGCAUUGACUUGGUGAGCAGGAGACCUAGCUUCUAAUCCCACUGGUUACAUUUGGUUUUCCUCUACUGCAGGUACAAUGCAUUAUGACGCAGUCAGACUUGUCAUUGUUUUCCUCUAGUGUUUAACGUGGAGCCAGACCUGAUCCGUGAAGGGGGAACCAUUCCCAUCGCCAAGACCUUUGAGGAUGUGACCGGGAAGAGCAUCAUCAUGAUGCCCAUCGGAGGCUUCGACGACGGCCUCCACUCCCAGAAUGAGAAGAUGAGCAGGUUAGCCCUUCAAUCUCCUAAUACUUUAUGUAUACAUUUUUUAACAAUGAACAUCUAUUGAUUUUUACGCAUGCAUGCACGGACACACACCCACAGAUGUAUCAACAGUGUCUUAUUUCCUUUUAAAGGAUUGGUUGAGGACAUAUUGUUUUCUCUCACCCAUUCCUUUCCCAGGUACAACUACAUAGAGGGGACCAAGUUGUUCAUCGCCUACCUCCAUGAAGUGGCCCAUCUCAAGAAGAACUGAGAGCACCUCUUUUUUUUCACCACCAUUAAAAGACAGUUCUAUCAUGUUUAGCUUGUAUGAGUUCCCGUCAGUGGAGUCAGGCUUUUCUUAGCCUUUUUCCUGAUGUUAUGUUGUAACUUUUCUUGUUUCUUUCCCUCUAAGCAAAACAUUCCAGAAACCAUGUGAGUUCUUGGCAUCUGAUAUAGCCUCAACACUCCGCUUCUCUCUCUUGCUCUCUCGCUCUCUCUCUGUAUCUUUCUUCCUCCCUCACUUUCCUCCUUUCUCUCUCUCAAUGUCUCUCUCUCUCAAUUUCUCUCUCUCAUUCACACACAAAAUAUCUACUUGAAACAGCAAAUAAAACUGGUUUGACACACUAUA